This is a messenger RNA of Gambusia affinis (western mosquitofish), 1229 nucleotides long. Its product is annotated as intestine-specific homeobox-like. Lineage: Eukaryota; Metazoa; Chordata; Actinopteri; Cyprinodontiformes; Poeciliidae. The transcript has 6 exons. The record is from RefSeq and is a predicted model, not a curated record. Gene Ontology annotation, molecular function: RNA polymerase II transcription regulatory region sequence-specific DNA binding; DNA-binding transcription factor activity, RNA polymerase II-specific. Bases 273 to 965 code for a protein of 230 amino acids. Gene Ontology annotation, biological process: regulation of transcription by RNA polymerase II.
UGGGAUCUUGUGACGACCUCUGUAAAAAUCCAUUUGGUUUAUGAAUCCGCCUCAAACAGCUGAGUCAUUUCCAACCGGGUUUCCUGGAAAUAUUCUGUUGUGCACUGAUGCUCCACCUCCAAGCUGACCAUGUGAUGCAGGUCAAACACGGACUGCCAGUGGAGGGAGGAAACCACAUCGUCUUCCUCUGACUGAGCAAACACAAUCUGUUUACCUUCACAGCUCCUGAGACUGGAGACACUGAGAAGAUUUCGGAUCAGUUUGUACCUAUAAUGACAAGCCUGCUGGUGAUGGGAGAUAAACUGUUGGAUAUGUGGACAAAAGGAGAGCGAGAAAAACAAUUCUGUGUGGAUGAAGAGAAGGAAUCACGGCAGCACAAACACAUUUCUCAUUCAAUUGAAGAAAUACUAAGAAGACCGUUCAGAAAAGAGGGAAGAGUUUAUCGAAGCUGCUCUGUUAUUAAAGAAAACACUGAGGUUCAUAACCAGUUGUCUUACACAGAUUCCUCACAGAAAAAUCAUGAAGAAUCUCCAAAAUCUGCCACAGAAACCAAAGGUCAGAAGAGGAAAAGGCAAACCAGAGUGACCUUCACGCCGUUCCAGGUUCAGGAGCUGGAGGCGGUUUUCCAGCAGACUCACUAUCCAGACGUCAACAGCAGAGACGAGCUGGCCGGCCGGCUGCAGCUGACGGAGGGACGGAUACAGAUUUGGUUCCAGAACCGCAGAGCAAAGUGGAGAAAGUCAGAAACACUGAAGGAAAUCGAGGUGAUGACCAGCCGGCGGAUUUGUUCAGCCACUCAUCCUCUGGUUUAUUUUGAGGAGCCGCCUCUUGACCCGCUGCGCUGGCUGACCUGCUGGACGCCCGAACCAUCCAGGCUGUUUUUCAGAUCCACUCCAACACAAGGCAGCACACACUGCCACAGUCACAGGACUCUCUGCUCCGACCUGUACGGGACGGAGCGAUAGCCCCUCUCAUCAUCUCACAACGCUCACAGUUUAAAAAAUCUUUUUUAUAUAAAAUGUAAAAAACUAAUUGUGGAGUUUUGAACCAGGUUCUGUGAAAUUCAACCUUAAUUCUCAGAAUAUUUCACACUGUGUGCUGCGCAUGCAACUAAAAAUGUUUAGCAUUUUCCAAUAAACCAAAUUUCUGAAAUGAUUUUUGCAUUUUCUUUAAAUUUUGCAGGUAAAUCUGUGUACAGAUUGAGCUUUGAAAGCAGCUCUGCUCUACAU